This is a messenger RNA of Pteronotus mesoamericanus, 8462 nucleotides long. It is a transcript of the gene TRIM44, whose product is annotated as tripartite motif containing 44. Lineage: Eukaryota; Metazoa; Chordata; Mammalia; Chiroptera; Mormoopidae. Gene Ontology annotation, biological process: regulation of gene expression; protein ubiquitination; protein stabilization. The record is from RefSeq and is a predicted model, not a curated record. Gene Ontology annotation, cellular component: cytoplasm. The transcript is spliced from 6 exons. The coding region runs from base 162 to 1247 and encodes 361 amino acids. Gene Ontology annotation, molecular function: ubiquitin protein ligase activity; zinc ion binding.
CACCGGCGCCGCGGCCCCAGGCCCGCUCCAAGGCACCACACGUCCCAAGCGGGCGGCGAUUCCCUGGGACAGGACCGGGUGGGGAGGAGGACUUGAGGUGGCCGCGAAGGCCAGUGGCGAUCUCCGAGGCCCCACGACCUGGGCCUCGUCCCCGCACCCACAUGGCCUCCGGAGGGGGCGCGGCCUUGGAGGAGCUGCCGCACGACGGCACGUGUGACCAGUGCGAGCCCGACGAGGCUCCCGGGGCCGAGGAAGUGUGCCGAGAAUGCGGCUUCUGCUACUGCCGCCGCCACGCAGAGGGGCAUAGGCAGAAGUUCCCCGGGCACCACCUGGCCGAGUACAUCCACGGCGCCGCCCAGGCCUGGACCUGCCCAGUCCAGGAGGAAGGCGAGGGAAAGGAAGGCGUGGAGGCCGAGGCGGGGAAUGAGAGAGACGUAGAGAGCGAGGUGGGGGAGCAGAGCGAGUCCGAGGAGCACAGUGAGUCCGACGAAGAGAGCGAGACGGAGGAAGAGAGUGAGGAGGAGAGCGAUGAAGAGAGCGAAGAAGACAGUGAGGAAGAAAUGGAGGAUGAGCAAGAGAGCGAGGCGGAGGAAGACAACCAUGAAGAUGGAGAAUCUGAGGCCGAGGGAGAAACUGAGGCAGAAAGUGAAUUUGACCCAGAAAUAGAAAUGGAAGCGGAGAGAGUGGCCAAGAGGAAGUGUCCGGACCACGGGCUCGAUCUGAGCACCUAUUGCCAGGAAGAUAAGCAGCUCAUCUGUGUCCUGUGCCCAGUCAUUGGGGCUCACCAGGGCCACCAACUCUCCACCUUAGACGAAGCCUUCGAGGAGCUAAGAAGCAAAGACUCAGGAGGAUUAAAGGCGGCUAUGAUAGAGUUGGUGGAAAGGUUAAAGUUCAAGAGCUCAGACCCUAAAGGAUUGGUCCUAGGACCUCCAUGGAUACCAAAAUUGAAGGAUGCUCAAGUAACUCGGGACCAGAUGAAGGUUUUUAUACAGCAGGAAUUUAAGAAAGUUCAGAAAGUGAUUGCUGAUGAGGAGCAGAAAGCCCUUCAUCUAGUGGACAUCCAGGAAGCAAUGGCCACAGCUCAUGUGACUGAGAUACUUGCAGACAUCCAGUCCCACAUGGACAGGUUGAUGACUCAGAUGGCCCAAGCCAAGGAACAACAUGAUACCUCUAAUGAAGCAGCUGAGCCAAAGGCAGAGGGUGACGAGGAAGGACCCAGCGGUGCCAGUGAAGAAGAGGACACAUGAAGGCUUGCCAUCCCCAGUGGAAAAUCAUUCCUUCCCCUUGUGUGUAUGUGACAGCGUGUACGUAACAGCUUCUGAUUUCUGUGAAAGCUGCCCAGCAACAAAUGUCCUCCCAUCGGAUACGUCCCCAGAUCCACAGCAGGCGCAUGUCUCUCCAAGGGAUGACCAGUUUUAUGCUUGCUGACUGUGUGCUUCUCAUCCUUUUGUUGUGGUAGGUCAAGGAAAAGCACCCCUUUGAUCCACUGAGAGCAAUUAAGAAGGGUCCUUGAGGUAAUCCCUCAUUGGCUGCUUUGAACUUACUCAGGAAAGCCAGCCCCUGUAAUGUCAGAUACCCAAACAGUAUCUCCUCAUUAGGAAGGAUCUGGAAUAAUCUUGAAGGGCAGUCAGAAUAUUCUUCCCUACCUGCUAAUAAAACCCCACUUUAUUCAUAUUGAAGCAUGAAACAAAGAAGGGCAAAGUAGGGCUGAACACACAUAUGUGUCUCUAAAAGUCCCCGUGUACAUUUGCGAAAAUGUGAUUUCAUGAAAUAAGAUGGAUGGCCUGAAAACAGAGCUGGAGAAAGAGUUAAAAUUUAGGAACAUAUAGAGAUAUUUUUAGUACGUCAGGUUUUCCAAGACUUCAGAUUCAUAAUUCAGUACUGUAGAAAUGAAAAAAAAAAAUGAGGAGGUAGAAAGGCAAUGACCUUAAAAAAAAGAAAGGACCAAAGAGAUCUGAUCAAAAGUUGAAAUCAGUGUUUCUGAACUCAAAUUGCCUGAGUUUCCAAAAUGGUCACUGAAGGAUCUGAUGAAACCUGAAUUAUUUGGGUGAAUUCUUCAGGUUUUAUGAAUCUUGCCACGUGAAAGGCUGGAACAUAUAUUACCAAGUGGGAAUUUUCAAUAUAGGUUUUGGCUCCUCCUCCCCUUGCUUAGCUUCACUUGGCUUACCUGCGGUAUGGGGAGGCUCCUCGGCACUUGCGAUGUGCUGAGCGGGCCCGAGCUUCGUCUCUCAGCGACGUCCCUGCCAGACUCCAGCUAGAUCCCCUUCCCACGGCACUCUGAACUAGCAAGUCUUCAGGCCCUCUCCCCUCCCGGCUCUGUCCCCUGUAGUAACAUGAGCAGAGACACAUCAUGGCUGGACUUCGGGCCUCUCCCCACCCCCAAAUCACGUUUCCUUACAACCGGGUUUUUCUGCUCACAUGAGCAGUGAUGCCCUGGGAAAUACCAAACUGCAAGCUAAAACCCCUGCAUCUUCUGAAACAUCAGUUUUACUGAACAAAUAGUUUGUAGUCAGGGGAUGACCUUAUUUUUAGAUAAAACAAACAGUUAUAUUAGGAAACAGAUUGCACAUACACAUCAACGCAGCUAAGAUAAAAUGGGAGACCUCACAGGUAAUUCUUAUCUGCAAGUGGGGGCAUGCCCUCCCUCUGCUCUGGCUUUAGUGGUAUUGGGUGUUCACUUCGGAGAAGUACAAUUGGAUCUGUAUCCUAACGGCCUUGGGGUUGCUGCUGACUCAGGGCCUGGCCUCCUCCUGUCUCUGAGGCAGAACCAGAGGAGCCUGCUCCAGAGGAGAUCCUUCUCGUCCUGCCCGCCUGCCUGCCUACGACCCCUGUACCUAGCACAGAGCUUUAGGGCCAGCUGAUUUGUGUGUGUGCAGUAUGGUUUUGAGGCAGAAAUGAUACUUACUGUAGGAAUCCUAUUUAUAUAAUUGUUCAGUUCUGUGCAUGCUGUUAAAUGAUCAUUCCUUUGAUGCCAGGAAGCUACCCGGGAUAUAUAUUUCUGGGUUAGGACCAUCCUAGCUCACCAUAUACGUCAGGGCUUAUUUAUAAAUUUGAGAGGAGUUUGGGCUGUUAAGGAAAGAAGGUGUUUUUCUCUCAAACUGGUAGCCAGCCAGUGGCCAAGACAAUUCCGGUGCUUUACCUACCUGCCUGCAAAGGCUGGACAACCCGGCGUCCCACGAAUUACAGCUCCCAGCCCUGCCCAACAAAGCUGCCCUUAAGGAAGACCUAAUGGCCACUCUGAAAAUAAGAUGUUAAACACCAGAAGAUUUAGAAGACUUUAGGAUUUGGAAGCUUGUGUUAUCUUUCCCAAAUAAUUAUUUUUAAUCCCUAAAUAGUAGCCUUGUCUUAGCAAUGGAAAGCUCAUUGGCCUCUCCACACUUGAUCACAUGUUAUUACUUUAAAUCCGUAUUUGGGAAAUGCAAGCAUUUAUGCAGUGGAUGUGAACGGAAAUAUUAAAAAUACACACCUACCUGUCUCAAUAAAUCAUAUCCCUGUAGCCCUCAAGGAAAGCACUUUUGCUUUUACCGAGAAAGGAUUUCAGACUUGCUGUAUGGGUUCCCGCCGUCUCCAGCACCUGAUAAAACUUUAACCAGGUGAGCGUUAAACACAGCGCAGCGCCCCGCCCAGCUCCUGAGUUCUUGCCGGCAGCUCGUCUGUGUGAGGACUGGGAUGCUUCCCGUAGCGGCAGCAGCGUCCCCUAGACCAGCGCUGCCACUCAGCCUUACACCCCGGCAUGAUGAGGCUCCCCCCCUGCCAGGUCAGCACAGGCUGUGCUCAGAGGUGCGUCCUGACUGGCUGCAGGCAGUUGCAGAAGUCCCUGGGGACACGCCAUCAGGGGAGGCAGGUAACGAGUGCCCUUGGAAUGAGUUGGAUCUGAACACCAGUCCCUGGCUGCCUUCCACACACUGGGUGUCUGGAGGCCGAGAAGGUCUUGGGGUUGUUUUUUUUAUUAUUUGUUUUUUGAUAUCAUUACAUUCAGGGUAAUUCCAAGAAAUGCUUGGCGUCUCAGCUCUGACAACCAAGAAGGGAAAUAGCCUUUAUUGAGGACUAACUGUGAACCAGGCCCUGUACCAGGCCUGCAUUCUCAGAUGAUAAAACUGAUUUGGGAUUGGAAGAGUCACUUACCUUGACUUACACAGCUAGGAAAUACUGGAGCUGGAUUUUGAACCCUGUUCUCCCUAACUCAUUGGCCCAUGGUGCGUCUAAAUACAGAGGGAGAAAAAGAGGUCCGGUUCCCCCUACAGUCCAGCUGUCCCACUUUAUGAAUCUUGUUCCAAAAUGACAUUUCAUGGGUGUAGACUGGGUUCAAAAAUGGCAGCAAAGUAGCCCUAUGCUUCCACUUUAGCAGAUGCAUUACAUACACAUGGCUGAUUUCAGACGUCCCCCAGGAGUUAGGGGAGCCUUUCCUUUUUGGUGCCACCCCCCAUAAAUAAAGCAUUUCUGGGCCUUCAGGAGUACAGAACUUUUCAGCAAUAGUCAAGGAGAAGGGUGUCAGCUCUCCAGCCUUACUGGAAAAUGCCCGCCGUUGUACUCUUGCAGGAAAGGGUCUUUACAUCUUAGCAAACUUAGCCAGUUCUGAGGCAAUUUAGAGUUCAGUGAAUCUAAACUUUCUUGCUGAUACCUGAUAUGUGUGUGUACAUAAAUGAGACACAUACACACCACACACACUCUAACACACAGUUUAAGAACUAAAGGAAAAUCAAAGCAGCCCCUCAUUAUUUUUCAUACCACUGCAAAGGUUGCUACCAGCCCUGAUUACAAGCGUCACCAGAUAAUCGGAGCUUAGAGGCUUACAAGAUGCUAACGAGAAGAGCAACUCCUUGGCAAAAGCUGUCAGAUCCUAAAGCACUGAGCCAAGGGUGAGGGCGCCAAAGGAAAUGCUCAGCAGCCCUCCUCCAGGUCGUCUAACAAAAUGGGAAAGUGGGGCGCCCAGCCGCCCUGGUGCCCUGAGCCUGACCCGCCAGGCUGGCCUGAGACACCGCUGCAGAAGUCGCAGCCUGUGGUCAUGGCAGGGCCUAGGAGCCCCCUUCCCACCUAGAAAUACUCUGCCAAUACCUGAAAUUUCACACACACAUAAUGGCUGUUCAGUACUGGCUUUCUGAUAAGAAAAUCAGUUGCAUGUCUCCCGUGUGCCUAGCUCAUCUGGAAUUUUCUGUUUAAAAGACAAACCUCAUUACGGAUGGAUUCCGCCCAGCCCUAAGAGAAAAAGGCGGCCCACAGGGGAGACUGCUCGUCUCAUUGCCUUUACCGGGCAUGUUUGUGAGCCCCCACUUCAGCCUAUUCCAAGCACUACGAGCCCCAGGCAGCUCCUGCCCCUCUGGGGGCCUGCGCGGCAAAACAGUGUAUCAUUUGGCACAGAGAACACACCAGAAACAGGCAUCAGAGCAAGAAAAUGGAAAUAAAUUAAGACAGUUGUAAGUAUACUGGUGCAAAAAAAAAAAAAAAAGCCACAGAGCCCAUGCCAGGCUUGAUACGACCUUGAGGGGACAAUAGAUUUAUACUUAAUGGGAAUGAAACCUGAUUAGUCUUUCCGCAGGGACAGGCCACCCCGCGGGGGCGGGGAGGGCCAGUGCGCCCAUGUCCUCGGCCUGUUCUCCUGUGCGGUCGGAGUCCCUCCUUAGUCACCUUCCCCUUUUGCCCUUUACAUUAAACAAGGGAACACUCCGUCUUUCAAGGGAACUACACAUUUGAGUUAAUGUUUCAGUAUAUCAUCUUCAUACUGUAAAUUAUUUUGUAAGAGAGAUUUACCGCUAUCCCAGGAUGUUUGGACUCAGCGCCCCUGUGCAUUUGGAAAUCAAUAAACUAUUACUGGAAAUACCAUUUGUCUCUCAGAGUUGGGCACAAUGGACCCUGCUAGGUGUAAAUAUUAAUGAUAGUCUGCAUUCUUAGCUGUGGUAAUGCUGGGGGUGAUGGUGUUUUGGUUAUUAGAUGGGGGAGACUCAUUUACUCCUGAUCUCUCUGGAGUGGCUUAGGAGAUCUCUGGGAAGUGGCAAAAGGACAGACGAAGUCAUUAUUAUUUAGAAAUAUGUUGAUAUGUUUUCUUCUCAAUGUAAAAUGAUCCAUGCCUCGGUUAAAUAUUCUGAGGAAAGUAGAUUAUAACCUAAAGAAUACUUGGUCCUGAAGGACAUUUUUAAAUAACAAAGCCUUACAAUUUGGAUUACCAGGGGUUAAGUCAAACUUUAAUUUUUACUGUAUUUUCUAGGGGGAGAAAACCUUCAUACAGUAAAUUAUAGUUAGGCCAGCAAAGUCACUUUUGUAGAAACUUAGAAAUGCACAUUGAUGCCAUUGCUGAAGAAAUAGGAUUAAGUUGUAAGUGAAGCAAUUCCAGUCCAAUUUGUAAUAUUAGGACCAGAGGUUGCAUUGAAACCAAGUCAUAUACUCAGAGGCGAAGUGAAAACCCAAGACAGUAGAUAGUGUGAAUCAGAAAUUACAAGUCUUGCCUAAAGGCAUUAAAGUUCAGUUUUUUUAAAUCCAACCUAAAACCCAUCAGCAGGUGUGCCUGGCGGAGCUGCAAUCUAUGAACCCUGCUCUAAAUUUCCUUUUAACAAAUUUGUGUCUAUCAGACUCAAUUAGUUAGCUGGGGACAGUGUGAACUUCGGGAAAAUUAUCCGAGAGAGGGAGAUGGGUCAGCCACUCAAGGUCACCCAAUGAGCCGCGCUAAUAAAACCAGGACAGCAGACUCUCUGUCUCCUAUAGCAAUCACGAGGCCCUACCUCCUCUUCCCUGGCUACUGAGGACACUUCUGCCUGGCGGGGUGGAAUUGCCAAGCACUGGAGCACUUGGGAGUCUCAGAGUUUUAAUAAGCCACAAUGUCUUUGGGGGGUUUUCUUCCCUACUUCCUGGUGCAGGAUCUCACCGCCACGUCCCAUUGCCCCAGCCCUUGCUUCUUUUACUGCCUUCCCCUCUGAAAGCUACAACUCUUUGUUUCAUUGAUCUUUGCUUGGUCCAGCUUACAGGUGGCCCCAUUUCCUUUACACUCAUUAAAGGGUGAAAUUGCAGCUUGUCUGGAACAUCUCCUGGCCUUAACAAGGCACCAGAGGCAGAUAAUACCCAGCAGAAAGUCAGGCUGCCAGUCUUAAUACGGGAAGAAGAUGUCACAGAAAAGAAAAAAAAACCUAAAGGCUGCUUCAAGUUAAUAACUGGCUUACUGAGUAUCUGUACUUAUUAAAGUCUCCAGGUUAAAGUCAUUUAUUUUGUUAAUAGUAAUAGCUACCAUUUCAGUGAGCUUUUUCUUUAGGCCAGGUACCAUUCUAGUUGCUUUCACAUUAUCUUAUUUAAUUCUCACAGCACUAAUAUUAUCAUCCCUUACUUUAUUGCUCAGGAAUCAGACUCAGAGAGUUAAAUACUAUACUGUGUCCAAGGUCACGCCCUAAUAAAUGGGAAGCCAGGAUUUAAACCCAGGUCUAGCAGACUUCCCACCCCUGCCAUUAAUCCCUCCUAGCGGCACCUUGUACCGGUGAUACCAUCACCGCCCCAUCUCCAUACACAGGUGUAGCAUGGCCUUGUGGGAAAGGAAUUUGCCCUUUCUUAGGCUUUGCUUUGGGCAGUCUGCAAAGUACAGUGUCUUGUGAGGGAAGGAGGGCCAAGGGUAACAGUGAAGUCCUCUUCUGACCUGAGACUGCACUUUUAGAAGGAGAAACUAUUACACUUGCUUUAUCUUCUUUAUUCCAAGGUCAUUAAUAAUGAAACCACCAGGAAAGGCAAAGCCAUGGUUUCUCUUGCCAUAGACUUGGAAUCCCAAAAGUCAGCCAGCUCUGACACUCCGUCUAUAAUUUAACAUCUUGAAGUUGUCUUCAGCAGCUUGGUAGUGGGCCAGCUUUGUAUUAUUGGAAAGGGGCCGAACAAGGAGCUUGUCUGUUUUAUAGUCAUUUGCUGAGCUCAGCCACCAUGGCCACAGUGUACCAUGUAUCUGACAAAAAUGGCCCACAACCUUCAUUUUUACCUUGGGCUCAGCCACCUGUCAGUUUCACCUUAUCCCUGUUUCCAGAACAUGAAAUCCAAACACAUGGCUUGACAAUGAGUAAUUGAGACAGAACUAGGAAAAUCUAGAACCGCUGCUGGACCCAUUCAAAAAUGACAGAACUAGGAACUAAGCAAACAAGGUUUCUGACAGUUGGAAUAAAUGUUUGGAAGCAAACAGAAGAGAAAGGUCAUACAUCUACACGUAAAGCACCCACUUAGAACCUAUUUAUUCCUACUUCACACAUAAUUCUAGAUGUUUGAUAUCUGGUUUCCAAGCCCACAGCCGAUUACAUUUAAGGGUGAGAAACAGACUUCCAGAGGAAACUUAGGUCAAGAAGGAAAAAGAGCUGUAAUAGAGAAGACAAAAAAAAUUUAAGCAGACUGCAGAGCUCAAAAAGCAGUGUUUGGGGUGGGCAUGAAGUGCCAAAACAGCUCUGUACCCAUCUCGGUUCCUCAAAGCAUCCUUGUAUCAUUGGACAGCAUAAUUAUAUUCAAAAUGA